Molecule: messenger RNA, 1919 nt
Organism: Anguilla anguilla (European eel)
Lineage: Eukaryota; Metazoa; Chordata; Actinopteri; Anguilliformes; Anguillidae
Exons: 8
Coding region: 707-1435 (242 amino acids)
Source: RefSeq, a predicted model, not a curated record
CCAUUAUAUAGCUUCACACAGUUAUUCAUCUUUCAUAUACUGACACAUCACCCGAGCUCAAGCAAAAGUGACAUCCGUCCCAAGUAUUACGCCAUCCAGACAUUUUGUCAACCGGUCUUAACAUCAGUCAAAAUGAAAACAAUUGCACAAUCCAGCGGCUUAAUGAGGAUAAAGUUGUCGAGUGUGUGUGUGUGUAGGAGAGUGUGUACGCGCGCGCGCGCGAUUGAGAGAGAAAGCGAGCGGGAGAAAGAGACAUGAAUUACCACUCGGAGCCGCUCCUUCCGAACAGCGAGCGCGGCCGUGCGGGAGAGACGAGGGACUCGCGGGAACACGAUGAAACUAACUUCUGAAGCUCUGAGCAAUCCUGCAUGGAGGGAAGCUGGAGCUGGUUACUCACAGAGGGAGCACACGCUUGGGCCGGCCCCCAACCACAGCGCUGCAGUAAUGAAAUGGAUCGCACAGUUACAGAGGCCCAAAUCAGAUCUGCAGCGGCAGAUUAUCUGAAGCAGCGCCCCAGGGGAGUCUGAGGCGGGGGUACCUACAGCAGACGACGUUCCACUUCACCGUCCAUUUUUCACAGCACUUUGUUUUAUUUGAGGACAGCGCAAUGAAUGUGAAGUGAUUUCAGUCCAAGCAUUUGAGGCGGUACUGCAGUGCGUUUGGGUAUGGUUGGGACUACCCAGACUCUACGUUCAGAGACAUCCCGAUGUGCUAUCCGGAGGUUCUCUCCUUCCGGUUACUCACUAUGGUUGUAUGUGCUGAAAGAUUCAGGUUAAGCCCCUUGGGCCUUGUUCGUGUAGGCCAAACCCUGAGAACCUUCCAGCCGGUAGACGAGCUGAAGAAGGGUCCGUUCUCCCUGCAGGCUGGUGUGGUGGAGUACAGGGCGGUGGAGCGUGGUGUAGAGGUGGAUAUUAAGCUCUCUGCAGCCGACAGAGCUGACCUACCUGUGUGGGAAGCCAAUGUGACACUGCUCUCCAGAGACACCCAGCACAUAACGAGCAGGCAGCCUCCAGCCCAAGGGCUUCUGGACCCAGAGCCGGAGGAGGUGAAGGCGGUGGAGAUCUCCGUGCCCUGGUCCACCGGGCUGAGGUGUGCUUGGGCGUCCGGUGAUUACUCCCCCCAGCACCUCCUCCCUGUCACCGCCCGGCUGCUGGGCUACAGGCGCCCCCUCGCUCCCAGCCUGUGGGUGCUGUCCAAAUGCCUGGCUGAAGUCGAAAAGCACAAAGGAGCUGAUGCUGUCCGAGCCCCAGUCUGCAUGCGUGUCUGGUUCAGUCAGCCAUUGUUCCUGCCUGGGAAGGCCGCUGUCAGGCUCUGGGAAACGGCCCCAGGGGCCCCAGGGGCCACGGGUCCCUCUCACAGACACUGCGCCUUUCAAAUGGAGGACAGCCUGGGAACGCCGUGCAUUGUGGGAGAAAUCGGCAGGUUGGAGCAGUAGCCUUAGUAAGCCUUCAGAUGAUCUCUACAACGUUCGGAGAAUCUGCCCCUUCCUCACCCCCUACUCGCCCCCUACUCAUCCCAUACUUAACCGCUACUCAGCCCAGCUCUUAGCCCAGGUACUGAUCACCUCCCGUCUGGACUGCUGCACCUCCCUGCUCACUCGCCACCCUGCCUUCCCCAUCAGGCCUACCUAUAUCAGCUCACAUCACAUGCACAACCCUGGUGCUAACCUACUGGCUGCUAAAGGGACAGGCCGGCUAUAUUGUCAAAAAGGUCCUCAGACCCUAAACACCUCUUCAGACUACACUGGCUCACCGCGUCUCUAAUGGUUUGUGAUCGUUGCUCACUUUAAAUUCACAGCUGUUGCCGAGUCACUCAGUCUGUUAAACCGCUGUGUUUGGGUGCCGUGUCAGGCUGUGUGGCCUGCUCGUCACCUACGAAACAGCUACCUAGUUACAACCCUAAGCUUACAGUCAUUUACA